UCGUUCUUACAAACUUGCACUGCAUGCGUUUGAAGACAUUGUAGCACAUUCUAGCUACGCUUACUUUUACUUCCCCAGCUUGAGAUGUCAUCAAAAUCGAUGUUUAUAUUUGUGGUGUUCAUUCUCGUUUUGGGCAGCGUGUUGCUCAUGGGUGAAGCUUUCGAUUGUAAUGGAAGGUAUGGGUGCUUUUACGCCAAGGCAGUUGUUUCCUCGGAGAGAGAGAACAGAAAGCUGCUUGCUGGUUUGAAGCAGAAGAAAGAGACUGUGAAGGUGAAGGGUGGCCUGCAAGCAUCAGCCACCGGUAGUAAUGGCGGUAGCUUUCAGGGUUGGGAGUUAAGGAGGGUUCCCUCUGGUCCAGACCCGUUGCACCAUAACGGGGGUAACCCAACAAAACCUAGAACUCCUUAAAGCACUGAAACGGAAAGCUCAUUUCAAGUGGUAGAUCAUGAUCUGAGCCGCGCCUUGAAUGGAGCUAGAUUAACUUUUGCUUGGCUAGCUAGUUUGCUUUUUUGACUUGGAAAUAGGUUUUUCUUGUUUAGUUUUCAUGCAAGAAUGUUAAGAUUUCCCUUUUUCUUUUCUGUUUCGGGUCUU
Messenger RNA from Carya illinoinensis, 591 nucleotides. Its product is annotated as protein CLAVATA 3-like. Lineage: Eukaryota; Viridiplantae; Streptophyta; Magnoliopsida; Fagales; Juglandaceae. The record is from RefSeq and is a predicted model, not a curated record. Bases 85 to 408 code for a protein of 107 amino acids. The transcript has 3 exons. Gene Ontology annotation, molecular function: receptor serine/threonine kinase binding.